Messenger RNA from Vigna unguiculata (cowpea), 893 nucleotides. Its product is annotated as cell wall / vacuolar inhibitor of fructosidase 2. Lineage: Eukaryota; Viridiplantae; Streptophyta; Magnoliopsida; Fabales; Fabaceae. The record is from RefSeq and is a predicted model, not a curated record. Gene Ontology annotation, molecular function: enzyme inhibitor activity.
CAAAGAUUAAAGUAAAGUAUACAUGUAAUCAUGAAAACACAAGACAAAGCAGAUCUAAAUAAGAUCUUAAGAAGAAAGGAAUCAUAUAACUCUACUUCUUGACUUUAUUGCCCCACUUUUCUAUAUAUGAAUUGUCUUCUCUCUUUUCACCCCUCCCCCUCAGAAAAAUCUCAAGAUACCAACACUCUCCCUUACUCUAUAAUGGCUUCUAAGAUCUUCUUCCUCCUGUUUCUCCUCUUUCUGGCAUACCCUCAUCAACAUGCUUGUGUGAAUGGAGAUGCCACUUUGAUCAAGAGAACUUGCAAGAACACCAAGUUCUAUAAUCUAUGCUUCUCUUCCCUGAAAUCGGAUCCAAGUAGUCCAAACGCAGAUCCUAAGGGCCUAGCAGUGAUUAUGAUCGGAAUUGGAAUGAGCAAUGCCACCUCCACUUCUUCCUACUUGUCCUCCAAGUUGCUUAGUCCCUCCAACAACACAACCUUGAAAAGGGUCAUCAAGGAGUGUGCAGAUAAGUACACAUAUGCUGGUGAUGCUCUCCAAGCUUCAGUGCAGGAUUUGGUGAAUGAGGCUUAUGACUAUGCUUACAUGCACAUAACUGCUGCCAAAGAUUACCCAAAUGCUUGUCACAAUGCUUUCAAACGGUACCCUGCUUUGAGUUAUCCUCUAGAUCUUGCUCGCAGAGAAGAUGGUUUGAAGCAUAUCUGUGAUGUGGCAAUGGGGAUUAUAGAUAAUCUUGAUUGGUAGGUUUAUACAUUUCACUCUACCUUCCACUUUCUUCUGCAAACCAUCUUAGUUAUAUUAUAUCUCUGUUGUUAAGUUUGUCAACUUCGUAUCUUGUUAUGUUCUUGGUAUAAUAUAUAAUUAGACAUAAAAGGACUAGUUUUAUUUGAAUUUAA